AUGGGCUCAGGCGCCAUGACCUCCCAUUUCGCAGGUCCAUCUUCCACAGCAGGCAGUCCUCGCUCACGACCCACAACACCACUCUCAGCAGGCUUCAGUCCACCAGGACCCACAUACGAUCAUCUUGCGAGAUGGGAGGAUGCAGACGUCGCAGCAUGGCUCAACACUGCACGCCUAGCCCACUAUGCCUCCAUCUUUGCGGAGAACGACAUUCGAGGUUCCGUGUUGCUCGAUGUCGACCAGUCAGCAUUAAAAGAGAUGGGCGUCACCAUGGUCAAGGACCGCGUUCGUAUUCAAGCUGCCAUCAAGCUGCUCAACAAGCGUUGUGCUGACGCUGCCAUCGCUCGAAGACCUAGUCUAGCGACAUUACCACCAUUGUCGCCGCUAGCAUCCCACGCACUCUACGCAAACGAAGGCGAGAUCGAGUACCUACAGCACGACCAUCACAGCGACCCAUCGGCAGAGGAUGCUGGUUCCAACUUUGGCAUGAACUCAAUGGGAAUGCGACGUGGUCAGAUGCGCCCACCACCCCUGACACUCAAACAGUCCACCUCUCGCGGCAUGCCCGGCUAUGCUUCGCCCGCCAACUCGCUCAACAACAGCCAAGGCUUCGGUCUCAGUGCUGCUCGCGGUCUCACUCCAGGCUCUGCACGUGGCAGCGUGUGGAACACUGUCUCCUCCUCUUCGAACUCGACCAAGUCUGGCAAUGCUGAUGGUGGCAUGCAUCGCAAAGUCAACUCGAUCGGCAGCAUGGUGGCACCUGCGAUACCCGGUGCUUCUACUCUAUCCAGCUCGCGGCAUGCUCUCGGCGGCCACACGAGUGCCCAGAACGGCAGACCUAGCACUGCUACAGGUGCAAGUGGCUAUUCGAAUGGGCAAGGUUCGCAUUCUUCACGAGCCGGCCUCACCUCGAGCAGUCCUACCGGUGCCUCGUUCGGCUCUGGCGUCAGCAGCAACCAGGCUCGUCCAUCUACAGCAAGUGGAACACAGAACACCUACUCCAGCAGUAUGGCUGCAAGCGGCUCUUCUGGCAGAGACAAUUACUCGCCGCUCACACCCAUCUCCGAGUCCAACUCGCACGGUACAACUCCAACCACUCCUUCCGGUAUUCAGCAGCAGCAGCAGCAACAACAAUCUGGCGGCUAUUCAGUGGGCAGAGGACCAUUUUCUGCUUCGCAACGUUACACCACAUCUCCAUCUUCUUCUUCGCAACAGCAGUCUUCUUCCGGACACUCCAUCAGGCGCAUCGACAGCGGCGAAGGCUACAACCUCAUGGCCUCACAACUUGCAGGCUAUCAGAACCCUAAUCCGCCCACAUUGGAAGACCUUAAGCGCAGAACGAUCAAGUUCAUCAGUGAGGAGGACAACACUACUCGUAUCGUCAACGUCAGCGACUGUCGCGAUGCCUACGAUGUCAUGGCUCGUGUGCUCAAGAAGUUUGGUAAGCCGCCUAGUGGUAACAGCUACACACCUACAGCUGAUCAAGGUCCAACAGGCGAUGAGCUUGGUGCAGCGGAGACUUGGGGCAUCUUCGCUACAAGUGCCGACGGACAGAACACCAAAGCGCUCUCGGACAACGAACUCUUGGCUAUCUGCCACGCUCCACAACCGCAUGACCCACUCAGAGAACGUGGUCUGACCCUGCGAAGGAUUCCCAACCACCUCCCGGGAGAAGACGCCCGCAGAGUGCCGCUGCGAUCGGGCAGGAACAAGCUCGAGGCCUUCUUUGGAGAGCGCAUGCCCGUCGCGCAGAUGCAGCCCGCUGGUCCAGGAUCAGCGCCGAACGGAGAUGAGGGAGAUGCAGGCAGUGUCACCAUCAGUGGCAAGAAGAUGAAGCGUGCCUCCACCGUCAGCAUCAUGUCUGGUCUUGGUGUCGGUCCUUUCAGCAGCAGUCAUAAUAAUCGCGGCUCUGGCCAUAGCAACAACCACCGAGAUUCUACGAAAGCGGACGGCAAACUUGCACCGAAGAAAGAGGCCAAGCAGAUCUCUCCAACAAGUAUCACCAGCAAGCCAAGCAAGAUCCGCAACUUUUUCGGCCAACGUCCUCCUUCCGAACUCAUCAAUACCAACCUUGCCGACUUCUUCCCUUCCACCGACUCGAAAGCUCUACAGCGUACUGCGAGAAGGUCCAUCUACGGUCGAGCUUCCGCCAGUACACGUUCGAAGCGCAACAGUACUUGGAGUUUCGUUGCUGACCAAGAUGCGCCGCCUCUGCCCAACAAGGAGUCGCUGGAUGGUCGCCAGGCGCUCGAAAGAUCAUCGGCGUCCAUCAGAGACCGCGGCACAACACCAAUCAUUCAGAUCGGAUACGACUCGCGCUCGGAAGAUGGCCACUCGAACGACAAUCAUCGCCUGUCUCCCGGGUCCACAUCUCAUCUACAGCAUCCGGUUACAGGGCCACCGACCCUGCCCCCGGUGGUGGGUCGCGACUCGUUGGACGAUUGGUCACGCGAUCUCAAGGCGGUUGGUUCGCCCGUGUCCGAAUUCAGCUCUACCUUCCAGCCUAGCAAGCAUAGCCACACCGGUCACUCGCAGCAAAAUCAUCAUGCUGCCAUGCAGCAGUCUUCAUCGCAGACCAGCGGUUUCACCAGUCGACCUUCCACGUCGCGUCGUGCAUCGGGUGAGAGUGCAAGAAGUCGACGCAGCUUGGCUUCGCAGGUGCGACACGGUCUCAGUGCUGCUCGCGAGCGCAAUGCCGAUGUGGCCAGUCUGUUAACCGUCGACGAGAUUACGCAGGAGGUCGAGAACAGGAGAGAGAGCAUCUCGCUCGCUGGUGCUGGUGGAGGUUGGGUGAUGGACGAGGACGGUGUUCCUAUCCCGAUCCCGAUCCCCGGCGCUUCAUCGGCCAGGUCCUCCUCCGCUGCUGCUUCAAUACGUCCUUUGAGCGGCAUCUCAUCAGCGUACGCUCAUGUCAGUCAUGUUGGGCACGAAAGUGAAGAUGAUGAACAGGCGAAUCAGUCCUCUGACCUCGAGGGUUCGCCACGCACGACCAAGGCGCACACCAUCGCAUCAAAAGCUGCUUCUGUCCGUACUAUGGCCAGCAAUGCUGCGGAUCGCACUUCCUCGGUGCUGCAAGCUCCCGGGGAUGAGUCUGAUCGUCAUCUUGGUGACCCCAUGGCCGUUGCACGAAGCACAACAUCCCGUGCUAGCUCUGUCUCGGAACUUCGCCGUUCUGUUGACGACCAUGGCGGCUAUAGCGAUGAUGAAUCCGGUUCCGACUUUACUGAUUCGGAUGUUGACUCGGAUGGCUCUGAUACCGAUGAGGAUGGUCAGGGCAGCGACGUCUAUGUACCCUCAGCCAACAAGGCUCCUAUCAAGUGGCACAAGGGUGCUCUCAUCGGUGCCGGUUCUUUUGGUAACGUCUUUCUCGGUAUGAAUGCCAAAACCGGGCUUCUCAUGGCCGUCAAACAAGUCGAACUCCCCUCCGGUGACUCACACCUCGACCAACGCAAAAAGGGCAUGCUAGACGCCCUCGAAUCCGAGAUCAAACUCCUCAAGACCCUCGAGCACGAAAACAUCGUCCAAUACCUCGACUCUUUUGCCGACGGCUCCCAUCUCAAUAUUUUCCUAGAAUACGUUCCCGGAGGAUCGAUCGUUGCUCUUCUCCGCAACUACGGCGCUUUCGAAGAACCUCUCGUCCGCAACUUUGUCCGACAGAUCCUAAAAGGUCUUUCCUUCCUCCACAACCGUGGGAUUAUGCAUCGUGAUAUCAAAGGAGCCAACAUUCUCGUUGACAACAAAGGAGGUAUUAAGAUCUCUGAUUUUGGUAUCUCUAAGAAGGUCGAAUCGGAUCUUGUUCUCGCCACGAACAAAGGCGGUGCUGGAGGCGCAGGCGCAGGCGGUGCAGCUCACCGACCUAGUUUGCAAGGAAGUGUAUUCUGGAUGGCACCAGAGGUGGUUAAGCAGACGAGCUACACGAUUAAAGCGGAUAUCUGGUCGUUGGGUUGUCUAGUGGUAGAGAUGAUCUCGGGUACGCAUCCAUGGGCAGAUUUGAAUCAGAUGCAAGCGUUGUUCCAGAUUGGGAUGGGGAGGAAACCGAGUUUGCCGGAUGAGAUCAGUAAUGAGUGCAGGGACUUUUUGGAGAAAACUUUUGAGCUGGAUUAUAAUAAUAGGCCCAGUGCGGAUGAAUUAUUGCAACAUGCGUUUAUGGGGUCGCAGAUGACUUUUCCUACACCUCCUACGGGGAGUGGAGCGGGUGCGGGGGGCAGUGAAGAUGAUGUUAGCAAUGCUGGUGGAGCAGGGGAUGGUGGGGAGGUGGAGGGAGAAACAACAGCAACAGCGGCGAAUGAGGGUGAUUCGAGCAUCUCGGCUUCAACGAGGGAGACUAAGGAAGGGAAGCGUCCGACUAGGUCGAAGUCUACAAGGCGGUUGGAGCGGGAGAAGAGGCAUAAGGAUGCUGCUGCUGCUGCUGCUGCUGCGGCCGCAGUGGGGGGAGUGGAUUCCGGAACGCCAAACACUCCUACGAGCAGGACACCAGACGUUACCUCGCCGACAACACAAGGAGGCAUGCCAGAAAGCAUCUCCACCUCGUCUAUUGCCACUGCUCGUGGCAAUCCUCCUCCGGCUGAAGAUGUUGCCGAUGCUGAGUAG
Ustilago hordei is the source of this 4590-nucleotide messenger RNA. Its product is annotated as putative MAPKK kinase Kpp4. Gene Ontology annotation, molecular function: ATP binding; protein binding; protein kinase activity. Gene Ontology annotation, biological process: protein phosphorylation. The transcript has a single exon. The record is from RefSeq and is a predicted model, not a curated record. Lineage: Eukaryota; Fungi; Basidiomycota; Ustilaginomycetes; Ustilaginales; Ustilaginaceae. The coding region runs from base 1 to 4590 and encodes 1529 amino acids.